AUUUGGUGAUUUAGAAUGAUUGUAAAUUUCUUCCCUCCUAUUAAAAAAAAAAAAGAAAAAAAGAAUGAUUGUAAAUUUGACAUAAUCCAUUCCGAUAAAUCUUUGCUUUUUAAAACCAUAAGCCACUACUAAACAGUUUGGAUUGUGCUCAAUCCCAAUAAAAUAUUGCCAAUAUUGCUUAUAUGGUCGACUUAAUUCUUCCUUGAGGAUUCUAUUAGUAAGUCAUCAGUCAUCACAAUUUUGUUGCUUUGAGAAGAUCUUGACGCCUCAUAUCGGCAUGGAGAUAUAUGGACCUAAAUAAACAACGAAUUGUAAAAUAUUUGAACUCUGAGUCCCAUGGCUUUGGAGGCCUAUUUUUGUGGUUUGGUUACGGGCCUAGAAUAUUUUCUACUGUAUUAAAAGCAAGAGGACUGAACUCUGUUUUAAUGACGGUGGCAUUUUUGUAAAUAAACUAUUUGAUAGGUCGUAUUUUGUAAGUCUGUUUACUGCAGUUUCGAUCUAUUAUUCUUCUCCAAACUCCCUUUCCCCUUCUUCCUAAGUCCUAACCUCAAAAGUAAAUAGCCGCUUCGCCUGCCGGAAUCGUCGAAGAUAAAAUCCAGACUAUCACUCGGCUUGUAAUAGGCUUAAAACAAUGGCGGCAACGCCGAGCGCCGCCUUGGGGAAUCCCAACGUGGAUGGAGGAGCACCUCCGGCUCCCCAGCUUCCCGGAACGGACAUGACCGGAAUAUGCUUCAGGGAUCAGCUUUGGCUGAACACUUAUCCACUCGACCGGAACUUAGUGUUCGAUUACUUUGCUCUCUCCCCAUUCUACGAUUGGACUUGCAACAAUGAAAAGCUCCGAUUAAGCUCCAUCCACCCUCUCGAUACUUCUCAACUCUCCAAAAUGACGGGGAUAGAGUAUGCAUUGAGUGAAGUUUUGGAACCCAAUCUUUUUGUCUUUCGCAAACAAAAGAGAGAUGGUCCAGAGAAAGUAACACCCAUGCUGACAUAUUAUGUCUUGGAUGGUUCAAUAUAUCAAGCUCCUCAACUAUGUAACGUCUUUGCAGCUCGGCUCGGACGGGCACUCUUCCAUAUCUCAAAAGCUUUUAAUACUGCAGCCUCAAAGUUGGAAAAAAUUGGAUAUGUUGAUGAUGAAGAUGAGAAAGGGGCACCGGAAGUGAAGACGACUAGCAAAGAGAAUAUUGACUUCAAAGAAAUUAAGCGAGUGGAUCAUAUUCUUGCAUCACUACAACGCAAGCUGCCAGCUGCCCCGCCACCGCCUCCAUUUCCAGAAGGUUAUACUCCACCAUCAGCAGCUGAUGGAGAGAAAGCUUCUGAAAACCAGCAAGCAGAGCCACCGGCAGUGGAUCCCAUCAUUGACCAAGGCCCGGCUAAAAGAAGGAAAUUAUAAGCUGGGUUUACAUACAUUAGUCUGUAGUGUAUCACGUGAAGCCUUGAAUAGUAGAAACAGUCUUUGAUAUCUUACUCUGCUAUUUAUUCUCUCCCCCUCUUCUCCCUGAAAAUAUUCUUCCUUUUUAACUACCAUGUAAACUAGUUAGUGUAGAAUAGAACCGAUACAUUAUUAUAGAGGACUAAUUAUGUUGUAGUAAUUUUGUUGAUCUGUGGUGAUUGAUCAAAUUGUACGGGGUGUUGAAAAUCAUUGGGAAUUUACUGAUGAUAAGUGACAGACUGAUAGUAGUAAAAAGUCGCAAGACAAAGUUGUAAUGAAAUUGUCCAUUAACUCUUUCAGUGAUAACAGAAAAACACCUGGCCGGAAGUUUCCUCUUGAAUUGACA
Messenger RNA from Oldenlandia corymbosa var. corymbosa, 1775 nucleotides. NCBI's taxonomy places the organism in Eukaryota, Viridiplantae, Streptophyta, Magnoliopsida, Gentianales, Rubiaceae. The record is from the annotation of a GenBank genome assembly.